UUUGUAGAAGAAGGUGGAAUCGAUAGGAGAUAGAUGGAUGUGUUUGAGUAUCUGUUUGUGGUGAUGGUAGUGGGAGCUCUAUGCCAUUCGAGCGUUGAUGCACAAGGAGUCCCUCCCUUUGGCGUGCAAGCCAUACGUGAAAACUGGAAAGUGACAUUGAUCGUCACCUUCUCCUUUUUGUUGGUUGCCUUUAUCUUCUUCCUCGUGUUUCGCUUUCAAUCGCCUCGUUCAAGCCACGAGUGCAAAAACGAGGACACACCCAACAACAAGGUGAUUGAAAACUGCCCCAUCUUCGUCUACGCCACGGCGAAGGAGCUCAAAUUAGGAAAUGAGGCGAUGGAGUGCACGGUGUGCUUGAGCGAGUUUGAAGACAAGGACACCAUAAAGAUGCUUCCAAAGUGUGCACAUGUUUUCCAUCAGCAAUGCAUUGAUAACUGGCUACCCUCUCACAUGACCUGCCCCAUUUGUCGCCACAACCUCACUUCCGACACCAUUCAUACCCCAUUCAACACCAAUUAGGUAUUCCAUCUGUUGCAUCAUAACAUGUCUUGUAAAUAUUAAUAAUAAUAUGAUUAGUUUAUGUUCAAUUAUAUCAAAUAAUUUCGGACCAUGUUUA
Cajanus cajan (pigeon pea) is the source of this 616-nucleotide messenger RNA. Its product is annotated as E3 ubiquitin-protein ligase ATL9. The record is from RefSeq and is a predicted model, not a curated record. Lineage: Eukaryota; Viridiplantae; Streptophyta; Magnoliopsida; Fabales; Fabaceae.